AUGUGUUUCUCAAUUUUAAGGGUUUCAGCGCGCAUAGACCAAGCAAUCAAGCUGACAGAACGGAACCAAGGAACAAAAGCAACCCACCCUUUCCACGGCGUCUACACUUCCCGGUGUCAAGUUGAACAAGACCAGGACAUGAACCCAAAGCUGGCAAAAUCUCCGUUUCGUCCAACCAAACCUCAAAUCCUCUUUAUACAUUUUGGGUCUGGUUCCGGGUUGUUUCAACGGAAACUUUCCUAG
Molecule: messenger RNA, 243 nt
Organism: Talaromyces marneffei
Lineage: Eukaryota; Fungi; Ascomycota; Eurotiomycetes; Eurotiales; Trichocomaceae
Exons: 2
Coding region: 1-243 (80 amino acids)
Source: RefSeq, a predicted model, not a curated record